This is a messenger RNA of Williopsis jadinii, 407 nucleotides long. RefSeq lists its product as uncharacterized. The transcript is spliced from 2 exons. Bases 28 to 231 code for a protein of 67 amino acids. Gene Ontology annotation, biological process: negative regulation of ATP-dependent activity. Lineage: Eukaryota; Fungi; Ascomycota; Saccharomycetes; Phaffomycetales; Wickerhamomycetaceae. Gene Ontology annotation, molecular function: ATPase inhibitor activity. Gene Ontology annotation, cellular component: mitochondrion. The record is from RefSeq and is a predicted model, not a curated record.
GUCACUGGCCGUGCAGCCACCAGAUCCAUGAGAUUCUACACCGCCGGUGCCACCGGAGCCACCCGUCAAGACGGUUCCACCGACGCCUUCAACAAACGUGAGAAAGCCCAGGAGGACCUGUACAUCAGACAGCACGAGAAGGAACAAUUGGAGGCUUUGAAGGAGUCCUUGAAGAAGCAGAAGGAGAGCUUGGACGAGUUGGAGAAGAAGAUCGAUGACCUCACCAAGUAAAGAGCGUGUGUCCUUUAGAAGGGGUUGUCGCAGUGGCGGAUGCUCUUUGGAAUGGCAAAGAGGGAUGCCAUUGGACAACGGACGCUUAUCUUUUAUAAGGGAAGACUAAAAAAACAAGGAUGAAUUCUUCACUCUCACAAUUUCAUGACCUCAUGUUCUCACUUGAUCAACAUCAA